This is a messenger RNA of Saccharomyces paradoxus, 729 nucleotides long. RefSeq names its product phosphatidylinositol N-acetylglucosaminyltransferase GPI15 (gene GPI15). Gene Ontology annotation, cellular component: glycosylphosphatidylinositol-N-acetylglucosaminyltransferase (GPI-GnT) complex. The record is from RefSeq and is a predicted model, not a curated record. NCBI's taxonomy places the organism in Eukaryota, Fungi, Ascomycota, Saccharomycetes, Saccharomycetales, Saccharomycetaceae. The coding region runs from base 1 to 729 and encodes 242 amino acids. The transcript has 2 exons. Gene Ontology annotation, biological process: GPI anchor biosynthetic process.
AUGAGGAUCGUAUAUGGGGGAAGGAAGUACAAGAAUGAUAUGAUCAGUAAAGACUACGAAUUCGGUAAAACUAGCAUACUGAAUAGAAAGAAGUAUACAUUAGUUAUCGAUGAGGACACGAAUGGCAGUUAUAUAAGAUUCACCGUUUUACCUGUAUCUAAUAUAAAGUUUAAAAAAGUCAAGCAGAAUGGGAGAAUGGAAAUCAACAUGGGCACACAGUAUCAUCAAAUUAUACUUAUCUUACUACUGAACAUUACAUUCUAUGCGAUUUGUGUAAGAUCAAGAUUUCUCGAGCAUAUCAAUAGGACUUUUGAACUGAGGAUCGCGCUAAGUCGCGAGAUCGUAAUUAUGAUGGGAUUGUUUGUCCUAGGUACCAUUAUACUUGUGAGAGAACCUAGUGUGGAAACCGUAACAAUUUUCAAAGAAACUGGACUACAGUUGUCCACAGUGAAGGGUAUAGUUAUUUUCCCUCAACAGUGGAACCGGAAACUUUUUGAACAGGUGGAAUUUAUAUCCAAUGAAAGAAUUAUAGAUGUUGUGAUUAACGAAGGUUUUUGUCGUGGAUUUCGAGUAAUAUUCUACCUUGCAGCAAUUGUACGUAAAUCGUCUGCACUUAAACUUUUAUUUCCAUCAAACUUACCUAAUAUCGAUGACCAACGUUUAAUAUACAAUAUAUCUAGAAAAUAUCUCAGUAAGCAAGAGAAACCCUUGCGCAGGCCGAAAAAUUGA